Molecule: messenger RNA, 1370 nt
Organism: Microstroma glucosiphilum
Lineage: Eukaryota; Fungi; Basidiomycota; Exobasidiomycetes; Microstromatales; Microstromataceae
Product: putative SEC4-like Rab/GTPase
Exons: 5
Coding region: 268-921 (217 amino acids)
Biological process (GO): protein localization to plasma membrane; protein secretion; regulation of exocytosis
Cellular component (GO): endosome; plasma membrane
Molecular function (GO): GTP binding; GTPase activity
Source: RefSeq, a predicted model, not a curated record
CCAUCACUCUCUCUCUCUCGCUACCAGCAUCCUCGUACACAUCACUCGUGGCUGCUCGUCUACUUGGACCUUCGCUCCGCCCGCAACGCCCGCCCAUCUGCCUCCGUCGGGCUAACCUCGCAGCCCCAGAUCAUCGCACAGCCUCCGCUCCCCGCGCCAGAGCAACCAAUUCGGCGGGGCCUUUCGUACUAGACUCGGACAUCUCACUGCUCCCACCCAAGGCAUUGACCUGUCCCUUUUACCUUACUAUAUCGCUGAGCAGCCAAUAUGCCCAAUCCUCAUUACGACUUGCUGCUGAAGCUCCUCCUCAUUGGAGACUCUGGUGUUGGAAAGUCAUGUCUGCUGCUACGAUUCUGCGAUGAUGCAUGGACACCCUCCUUCAUCACCACCAUCGGAAUUGACUUUAAGAUCAGGACAAUUGAGCUCGAUGGAAAGAGGAUCAAGCUGCAGAUUUGGGACACAGCAGGACAAGAGAGGUUCCGAACAAUCACAACGGCUUACUACCGUGGCGCAAUGGGUAUCCUCCUCGUCUUCGACACGACUGAUGAGAGGAGCUUCCAGAACAUCCGAACUUGGCAUUCCAACAUCGAGCAGCACGCAUCCGAGGGCGUCUCCCGUCUGCUAGUCGGCAACAAGUCCGACUGGACCGAGAAGCGGGCCGUCUCCCGCGAGGAAGCCCAAGCUCUGGCCGACGAGCUAGGUAUCCGCUAUGUAGAGACCAGCGCCAAGAACAAUGAUCAGGUUGACGAUGCCUUUUUCAGCUUGGCUAGGGAGGUCAAGGCGAAGCUUGCAGAGAGUGGAGUGGCUGGAGCGGCUGGUGGGGCUGGGGGAAGUGCAGCGGCUGGUUCGACGGGGGCUAGUGGAGGAAAUGUCAAUGUGGGCGCUCAAGGGAACACCAAGGCAGCGGGAGGAUGCUGCUGAGGGGACUCUCCUGAUAGACCAGGGCACUCUCACUUCUCGGCCGUCAAGCAGCACAAGCAGGAGGGACGAGUAGGAGGAGCACGAGUCGGACUUCUACACUAGCUCCCGACGAUACUUCUGCACCUAUCCUCCCCUCUCCCUGCUCCGCCCCUCUGGCCACCCGCCUCGUCCCCUCGACCCCUCUCCCUUGUCUUUACUCCUCUCCUGUCCUCUCCUAUUCUCUUGUCCUUGUCAUGAUUCUGCGAAAUAGCACCUCUUACGUCCCCAUUUCCGUCCCGUCCCCGUCCCCGUCCCCGUCCCCGUCCCCAACCUGGUUGCUCUUGCUUGCUUGCUCUGCAAACUCCCCCUCGAGGUCUGGAGAGAGAGAGAGAGAGAGACUAUUCUAUCGAUCGCCAAAUGAGCACCAAGGCUCGGAUCGGGGCGGGGCGAGGCAGUCUCGUUCAAGUCUG